Messenger RNA from Chilo suppressalis (striped riceborer), 10820 nucleotides. NCBI's taxonomy places the organism in Eukaryota, Metazoa, Arthropoda, Insecta, Lepidoptera, Crambidae. The record is from the annotation of a GenBank genome assembly.
CGCCGACCGCCGCCGCGCACACACGCGCGCGUCAUUCCCACGCGCGACGCGACACGCGCACGAACCACACGAUCGCGAACUUACACUGCCUUUUUGUUUAUUUCUCGCUUGCGUCCUUCGGACCGUUUUGUGUUUCCGAGGCAGCGAGACGAAGAAAAAAAGGAGGCGCGGAUGGAUCAAGCGAACAGAGAAGAUUGGUGCAGGCCGCCCGGAUAGCCUCGGCCCACAGCUGCAACCACCAGCCACAAGCCACCAGCCACCAACCAAACCCACCACAACGUCAAACCAAAGCCUCCAGUCAUAUCUUUCGUUUCGAAAAUCUAAAUAUUAUAUAAUCACUAUUUUUUAACCUUUUAAAACGAUAAAAAUAAAUCGUUAAUAGUAUACGCUAUUCCCAAACAGUACAAAAUAAUUUAAGUCUGAAGUGAUCGGUAUUUACAAUAAAACAAAAAAAAAUAACACAAAUAAGAAGCCUUCGAACAAGCGAAAGAAAAUCAACGACCAGUAUUUAAAACGUUCCAAAAUAAUAAAAAUCGUUAAACGAGUGCACAACAUAAUUUAUCGUACGUUAACUUUGUUAACAAAACCAUUCCUUGAGCAUUUUCUAAAAAAAGAAUAACAAAAGUCAGCCAAAGAUUUUUAUAAAACUUUAGUUUAGUCUAACUUUGUAUUAAGACUAGUAAUCUAACUUGCCGCUAAAGACUGUAUACAAUCAACUUACUGUUAGUGGGCAAACGAAAUAAUUGUGAUUAGUGUAGUGUUAAACCAGUGUGCCGUAUAACCAUAAAUUAAGUGCUACUUAGAAUAGGGAACCUUAACAAAUUCAAGUGUAGAGUACAAAAAUCGAGUUCCAGUGCAGUUCUAGUGUUCAGUACAAGAGAGACUUAGUCAAGUAAGGUUAUUUUUGUAUACGGCAAAAGUGCGGAGCGCGAUGCGAGCGCGCGAGCGGAGGCCAUGAGCGAAGCGCUGCGCAGCGAGGCGGGCGCGGACUCUGCGCACCUCCCGCCCUUCUCCACGUUCGGAGACAUGGCGGAGAACGAGCAGCGGCUGCUGGCCGACGCGCGCCUGCUCGACCCCGGCUGGGAGUACUACGAGCGCGGCGACGCCGUCUCCGUCAUCGCCAGCCAGCCGCAGUACCGCCCCUGGGAGUCCAUGCCCAUCACCGUCAACUCCAAGGAUGCGAUCCUCCGGGCCGGCUUCUCCACGCCGCUCGACUACCAAUCGGUCACCCUGCAGCCCAUACCGAACAAGCUGCCGUCCUUCCAGAGCCAGUUUCAAACUUUUCCAGAGACGACUGUCAUUCCGGAAACUGGCUUGCCCAGCGUCACCCCGGUGCCGGUCACCACCAGCCCUACGCCGAGCGCGAGCCCUAGUCAGUUAACGCAGCUCACGCAACUGACGACGCCGUCGUCGCCGGCCCAUCUCACCACGCUGGCGCAGGUCGCGCCGUUGUCGACGACACUCACCACUUUAUCUCCUGUAAACGCCACCACAUUCCAUACACUAACAGCGGUAAACGCAAGGAGCUACCCGAUCGUACCGGCGCCACUGCAAGCGAGGGAGCUAACUCCGGCUGGACAGACCUACAUCGAUGACCGGCAUAUACAGCUCUAUCAACCGAACAUCGCGACAAUAAAUGCCUUCCCAACACAAAAUGGGCUAAUACACCAAAAUGGCACUAUCCUCCAUCAGAACGGAAGCUUAAUACAGAACAUACAAAGCCCGACUGUAGUUCACGUGCUUAAAAACGAACCGUUCGACGUGAAAUCUCUUCAGGACAAAUAUACUCCGAACGGGUUACAUCACAGUAACUUCCAGAACCCUAUGUUGAUUGACAACGGGUAUGAAAAGAAGACAAACGGUUUCGGGAGCGGGUCUUCGCCAACGAGGUCUGAUUUUCGGAAGAAGGAGCGUCGGAAAAUGCGGGCGAACAGCUCGGAGUCGGACGGUUCGAACAUGGAGGUCGGGUCGGAGAGUAGCGGUCAGGUGGCAGCCGUGUCCUCAACGGCCGGCUUCAAGUCGCCGAUGCACGGGGCACCGCCUAUGGCUACCGGUCCCAUGGAACUCGACGACAUAUCCAGCGAAAAACAGACAAAGAAGAAGCGGAAACGUUGCGGCGAAUGCAUAGGCUGCCAGCGCAAGGACAACUGCGGUGACUGCGCACCGUGCCGCAACGACAAGUCGCACCAGAUCUGCAAGCAACGCCGGUGUGAGAAACUCACCGAGAAGAAGCUUAUAUUGGCGCCGGACGGGACCUUGCAGACGGUCAAGAGUGAAUCGCGCCGCGGCCGGGGCAGAGGGCGCGCGCCGACUACCCCCGUCUUACAAGACAUCAAGAGCUACCGCGGCCGCAAGCCCCUGGGCGGCACAGCCGGCGUGGCCGGCGUGAGCCCCGUGUUGCCCGGCGCGAGCCCCGGAGUGCCCGCCGCCGCAUCCAGCCCCGCGCCGCACGCGCCCGCCGCCCCCAGCCCCGCGCCCGCCACCACGCCCGCCAUGAAGCAGGACCAUCCCAGCCAGCCGAUGGCGCCCAUGCCGUUCUACGCUGGAGAUCCGAACAGGUUUCCGGCAGCGUGGCAAACGGACCCAUCGCAAGGGAAUAAUCUGUAUGUUAUAGGAUGGCAGAACCAGUUCAUCCAGCAGCUUCCGACACAAACCGGUCAGACAACGUUGGAUUAUCAAGGAAACCAUACCGCAUACGCGACAUCACCUCACUACCAAGCAAACACCACGUACACCGUCCAAAAUGUCGCCACAACGUUUGAUGUCACCAACAACACGUAUUACCAGGCUGGUGUUCAAGCAGUCCCAGCCCAAAGGCCACCAUCCAAUCGCGGAGCUUACACACCAGUCCCGUCUCCCAGAGCCCCACAUUAUACUACCGAGUAUCAGCAACAGUACGCACAACAAGCACCAACUCCUGGUGUCACUACCGGUAGUGAUUCUAGGCCAUCAUCCGCAGCUUCUUACCAAAGUUCUGUAGCCACCUCAGCCGCUCCAGUCUACACCGUUAGUCAGCAAAACUAUGAACGCACGGAAUAUAGUGCAGACCACACAGAAGACUACAGUAACGGUGAAAAUGGAACAACUGACUCAAAUAGCGAGGUAGACAGACAAGAGCAAACUACGCCCAGUGGUCAGCAUUCGGGAAACGCCGAGCCUGGAUACCUGCAGGGGAGCAACGGUCCGCGAGCUUCACUAGAUUGUAGCGGGUAUUCGGGCGGCUAUAACAGCGGACAGUAUCGCGAAAAUGGCCAACAACAGAACCAGAGUGAUUGGCAACAACGUCAAUGGCAACACAACCAAAGAAUACAAAACCAACAGAUUCAAAACCAACAACAGUUACAAAAUCAGCAGCAGAUGCAAAAUCAACAACAACAAAUUCAAAGUCAACAACAGCAACUUCAAAACCAGCAGCAGCAGCAACAACUUCAAAACCAGCAGCAACAACAACUUCAAAACCAGCAGCAACAACAACAGCAGCAAAUUCCGAAUCAACAACAACAGCAACAAAUCCAAAAUCAGCAACAACAACAAAUACAAAAUCAACAGCAACAGAUACAAAAUCAACAGCAACAGAUGCAAAAUCAACAACAACAACAAAUUCAAAACCAACAACAGAUGCAAAAUCAACAGCAAUUACAGUCCCAAAUGCAAAAUCAUCAGAAUCAGCAAAUGCAAAAUCAACAGUUACAACAACAAAAUCAGGAGAACGCUGAACAGCAGAUGUUCUCACAAUCAGACAGGGUGAAUUUAAACUCGAGACUGAAAACGAUGAUAUUAAAUAAACAAAACCAUACCCGAGACGGAACCAAUACACCGCCAGACAAAGGUGAUCCUGGGGAAGGGCCACCCCGGGUUUUAGAUGAUAGAAAGGGCGGAGUCUCCGUCAGUGAUGACAGAAAUACCACCGGUCAUUUUUUAUCGUAUAGCCACCAUCUCCGAGAUAAUUACCGCGUAAGUGAGCAGUAUCCGCUCGCUGGUAAUUAUGCACAAAACGCCCAAGCCUAUAGCGCGGGUGAAUUCGGAGGUGGUGGCCACCAAGUAUGGGAGGGGGGGACGGAUGUCCCGAGAGUUUAUAGUAAACACGCUUUGUCGAAGAACGUAUAUAAAACUCCUCAAAAAUUACCAUCUUACUCAGAAAUGAGAGGUCAAUUCGGUACAUAUGCAAAUGAAUCGUAUGGAACGCAAAAAUAUGCAGAAAUGUACGGUAGCGAUAGUUUAACCUAUGGUCAACAAGAUAAUAAAGAUUUUCAAUCCAAAAUGCUCAUUGGUCCAGUAUCAGAAAUGAAUCAACAAAUUUACACUCCUACACGAGAUACCAAUGCACAAAGAAGAGCUUUUGAUAGGGAAUCAUAUAGUGCAAAAUAUAGACACCCUUCAGCCCCAUUGAUACCUAAGUUAGAAAUACCAGAUAAUAAUUAUCAGUAUCAUCAAAAAGAUGAAAGGUUAUUAAAAGCCAAUCCUCAGGGAGCUAUGAAUGAAUUUCAUAAACAAAGUGAUCUUCCAAAUAAUAGUGCCUAUAGAGAUUAUCCGAACGGUUUUGUUGCGAAAUCUCAGCAAAACAUGGUUUUACCGCCAAUAUCCUCGAUAAAACAAGAAAAUUUUGGCCAAAAACCUGCCAACUAUCAAAGCUUCCAUAACUACCCAUAUGAAAGGAGACAAGAUCCUGAUAUUUAUCCUCAAGUACCUCGAAUGCAAGAAAAUAUGGGAUUCCAAAAAUAUUCCAGAAGUAAUAGUGAAAGUAAAACAAGUAACGAAUCAGAAAAUAGAUUUACUUCAGGUAGGAACACUCCAGUUGAACCAAAGCCGCCUUAUUACAUUGAGCAGAUCAAAUCUGAACAUUCACCACCGGGACACAAGAUUUACAAAAAUAUGAGUUACCCACCUCCUAAGAAUGAACCAUAUAUGUUCCCUGGAGACGGAGGACCAAUGACAAUUAAAAAUGAAGUCGGGUACUCAUGUUGUCGUCAAGGUUCUACAAAAAAACCGCCGCCCGAACAUUUACGAGACGGUGCGUGUCCUGGUCUUCAAACCAAAGAUGAAAUUCUCGAAGACGACCCAGAUGCCUCAGAAAAGAGCGACUCAAAGAGUCAAAGUAAACCAAGCACACCAGGCCCUGAUCCUAAUAAAGUUCCUAAAGAAAACCAAUUUAACUAUUCCAAAGAAUACUUAGAAAACCUAGAGAAGUUAAGAAAUAAUUCAAGAACAGAAGUACCCGAUUGCAAUUGUUUUCCUGCAGAUAAGAAUCCCCCAGAGCCUGGAAGUUAUUAUACACAUUUAGGGUCUGCAGCAACUCUUGCAGAUUUGAGAAAGGACUUGGAAGCACGGACCGGUCUCUCUGGCAAAGAGUUGAGGAUAGAAAAGAUUUGUUACACCGGCAAGGAAGGGAAAUCAGCUCAGGGAUGUCCAAUAGCUAAGUGGGUGAUCCGGCGGUCCAGUUACACGGAGAAAGUGCUAGUAGUCGUAAAGUGUCGCGCAGGGCAUCGCUGCCCAUCGGCCUGGCUGGUGGUCUGCGUGGUAGCGUGGGAGGGAAUCCCCGCGGCUGAAGCUGACAGAGACUACGCGCUGCUGGCCAGAACUUUGCAGCGAUACGGACUGCCCACUACCCGCCGCUGUGCCACCAACGAGAACCGCACCUGCGCCUGCCAGGGUCUAGACCCAGAAACUUGCGGCGCGUCCUACAGCUUCGGUUGUUCCUGGUCCAUGUACUACAAUGGCUGCAAGUACGCGCGCUCGAAGACCGUCCGCAAGUUCCGUCUCUCCGUGAAGACCGAGGAGAGCGAGAUAGAAGAACGGAUGCAUGUACUGGCUACAUUACUCAGCCCGCUGUACAUGAACCUCGCGCCCAAGUCGUUCGAGAAUCAGUGCCAGUUCGAGAAGGAGGCGUCGGAUUGCCGGCUGGGAUUCAAACCUGGGAGACCGUUUUCUGGCGUAACCGCGUGCAUAGACUUCUGCGCGCACGCACACCGAGACCUUCACAAUAUGAACAACGGGUGCACGGCGGUGGUGACGCUGGCGAGACAUCGUGCGCUGGCGCCCGCUACAGACGAACAGUUGCACGUACUGCCGCUAUACGUACUCGAUACUACGGAUGAAUACGGCUCGCGGGACGCGCAGGAUGAGAAGGUCAAGAGCGGCGCGCUGGAAGUGCUGGACAAAUUCCCGAUGGAAGUUAGAGUGCGUUCAGUGCCUCUGCAGCCAUGCAGGCGACACGGCAAAAAGCGGAAGGAGGAAGAUACGACAGAUUCAUCGAAUUCGGCCACUAACACUCCUCAACAAAGUCCUGGCGGCAACCUUAAGAAACCGCAACAAUGCUCCACGCCGACUCCUAGAACGCCCCAACCUACGGACAACAGGAAUAAUGCAAGCCCAAGAAGCCAGAGCAGUGCCUCGCCAAGAUCUCAAACCCCUCUCAACCACUCUAAUCCUUCCGCCUUUGCCAACAACGGCCACUACAAUUCUGCUUUCAUCAAUCCAAACAUGCAUCCCCAAAACCCUGCGCUUAUUAAUUCCAACCUCAGCAACCCAGCUCUACUAGACAUGGCCACCAUGAUAGACAACUUCACCGACGCACAGUUGCAGAGCAAUCAAAUCUCUAGCACCGUCCUAGAUUCGCCUUAUAACCCUUACGACCAAAGCUACAAUCUACACCAUCAAAAUUCACUUUACAAUCCGAACAAUGUUCCUCCAUUAGUAGAAGGAAACCCAUGUCAGAAUACGAAUCCCAAUCAACUUCCCAGUUUUUCGAGUGGAUUACAAAAACGAGAUCAACAGUUCAGCGAUCAAAAUGUCGGUCAAAUACCUGCCACUCCUCAAAAUCAUUGGCCUGAUUUCGCAAACGCAGAAUUAUUCAAUAGCGUAGUUAAAGAAGAUCCAGAUUCUACCACAGCUCAUUUGAAUGUUCCUCCCAAUUAUAGUCCAGACUCAAACAGGAGUGAAACAAAUUCUGACCAAAUUCCAAUAAAAAAAUCUACUGAAAUAGACAAACAAGCCGUUACCCCAGGUAACAUGACUCAUAAAUUGCCUGAAUUCGAUAUGCCAAAUUCGCCAAGACUAACAGAAAUAUCUCAGAAUUUGCAAACUAAACCAGAAUCACCAGCUCCAUCGCAAAAUGCAGAAUUAAAAUCCCCUAACAAUGAACCUAUAAACGCGGUGGAGGGUCGGAAAAGCGUGUGGAAAUCUCCGGAAUCCAAGAAUUGGGACUCUACGAAAGCAAAGGAACAAUUGGUAUCUGAAAAUGAAAAUAGUUUAUUUAGAGUCCCAAAGGCCAGACCACCCUCGCGAUGCCAUAGCAUUCCCGCAGAAGGUGUAGAGAACUCGACCUUCUUAAAACCUUAUCCGCCCUCAGAGAGACCACAUUUGAGCCAAGGAUAUGAACACAGAAGUCCGUAUGAUAAUAAUAGAAUACCAAACAAUACAACGCCACAAACAGGAUCUGCUCAAACUCAAAAUUUUACAAUCAAACAUGACGAUCAGAACAUGUCGUCUGCAAAUAAACCAACCCACGAAUUCACAGGAAAUAAUUUUCAUCCAGUCUCUCAAAAUGCUUAUGGGAACCAAACGUCCGUACAAAGUUACGGUAAUUAUCCACAAAUGCCUAAUACAUAUCCGUUUCCACCAAAUCCUUACGGGCACUUUAAUCCUUAUGAAAAUUCAUAUAACGAGUACAAUAGUUUAGCUUAUUACAACGCGGAAAAAUACAAAAGGGAAGAACUUUUGAGGAAUUCUCAUUGUUACAGUUCUUAUGGAUACCAGUACGGUCCGAAUUUUGCGCCAAAUUUUUAUCAGAACCAGAGUCCGAACUGGUGUCAAUCUUCUCCAAAUUGGUGCUUAUAUCCGCCGCCGUUCUCUAUUCCAUAUCCGCCGGAGCCGCCUAAGGCGGAGCCGAUAGGGGAAGUCACCGAAUUCACUGACAAUUUAGAAUGCUUCAAAGAUAGCCAAAUGGGGGGAGUGGCCAUCGCUUUAGGUCACGGGAGCGUGCUCUUCGAAUGCGCGAAACACGAGAUGCACUCGACGACGGCCGUGAAGAACCCGAACCGGGUGAAUCCGACAAGGAUCUCCCUGGUGUUCUACCAGCAUCGUAAUUUGAACCGGCCAAAGCACGGAUUGGAGGAGUGGGAGGAAAAGAUGAGAUUAAAGAAGCUCGGGUUGAAUCCGCCGACGCCGGGCACGCCCACUCCCAAUACGUCGACGGCGUCGCCCGCGACCACGCCCGGCCCGGAACAGCGGCCAGCCGGCGGAGAGCCUGGAGUAGGGGGUGGAUUCAAGUCGUUGGCGGCGCUGGUGCAAGCCACAGAGACGGCGCGGCGGAAGCGCCAAGUGUUGCUGCGGGCGGAGACACAAACCACGACGUCGUGGACGACGUUAUUCCCCAUGCACCCGUGCACGGUGACGGGCCCCUACCAGGAGUCGGCCACCUGACGCCGCCCGCGUGCGGGGCCGACGCUGGCCACGUAAGCUCUAUGUUGCCUUUACCGUAGGACGUCGGGUACGCUUCCCGACUUUUGUAGUUCCUGGAUUUUUUCACUCCUCGAGUGUCCUCUCGAGCGAGGCGGAAUUGACUACCGUUUACCGAAGUAUUUUUUAAAAAUCGAGUCAGUUUUCCAAUCAAAGAUGUAUGUUUUAAGUUCGAUAGUGCUUAUCGCGUUUCGACUAGUCUUACGUUAGUAUCGAUCGUGUAUCGUCCGAGUGACAGUUGUCGUGUAUGUUUGUUUUUUUUUCUGUAUAUUCUUGUCGUAAUAGUUUAGUUUCGCUGGCGUCUUUCCGACCGUUUGCGCCGAUGUUAGUUUUAUAAUUUUACGUUCUCGGCUGCAUAAAGUGACGUUGGUAUGUUCUUGUCUGCAUAUUUUGUCGGUGUUUUCUAAUUAAGCGCAUAUUGAAAGUUAUGCGAUGCAAUGAUCUCAUAAACUACUAACCCUAUGUAUAACCGAUCAGAACAAAAGUACAAAACAUCACAGAGGAGGGGUGGGGCGCGAGGGAUGCGGACACAUUCGACGACGUGUUUAUCGAUAUUUUUGUACCUUUGUCUGUAUUAGUAUUAGUUGACUUAUUUUAUAAAGUUGUAUUUUUACGAUUAUUAUUACCAUUCCUUUGCCUUGGUCUACAUUUAUUGUUUUGGCAUAUUUCAAUAAGUUAAUCAAAUAAUGGCGUCGUAGCCUUUUUGUAUUUUAUACAUUAAAGACAUGAGUGCUUUUCUAUUAGGUUAAGACGUGUGUAUUUUUAACUUUUUAGAAUAUUUAACUUAUUUAUAUAAAUUGUAUUACGUGAACCAUUAUGAAAUCAUUUUCUUUGUAAUAAUUUAGUAUUACGGUAGACGUUAAUAUUUAAUAUAUUUGCUUUACGGUUCGCCAUUAAAUUAUUGCAGUUGUUUUGUGCAUGUUUCAAAAGCCUUCUUUACUUUACUCGAGUGCCUGCAUUUUGGCUGAUACCAUUGAUGAUAUUAUCGUUAGGUGAUCUGAUUUUCUAAACUCAACCAAAAAUGUGACCUUAUUGUUUGAUUCAGUGUAUUACGAUCAUUAAAUUAGUGAUGAUAAAUUUUAUGAAUUAGAAACAAUAAAAGAUGAAUAAUACAUACAUUUAUAUAAGAAUAGGAUAUGUGCAAAGAAAAAAACAAUUUUUCAGGCGCUUGAAAAGAUAUAAAGUAGGCAUAUUAUUGAAAAUGAAUGAAAACAUACUGAUAAAUAGUUAUUAAUAUAUAAUUAGCGUAAGAGAAAAGUUUGUUUUAAAGAUUAAACUAUUCAUAUAGUUUAUAUUUUUUACGUGUAUGUAUUUAUUGAAUGGUAAAUUUAUUGGGACGAACGUGAAAAUUAUUUAUAAGUAAUAAAGUUUUGAGAACAAAACUUAUAAAAACUAAGCAAUAAUAGACAUGGGGUCUAUGUACAUUGUAAUAAUGUAGGAAUGAAAAAGAAUAUAAUUAACGAAUGGUGCGAUUUCUUGUCGGUCUUAUGGGAGAGUUUGACGUUUGGAUUCUUAACGAAAUUUGCCUAAAAUUGUAUUUGAUUAUUAUUUCGUGUAAAACCAUUGGUAAAAUGCCCUAAUGUUCUUGCCAUUAUACUAGUUGCCAAUGUCGACUCAUCAUGAAUGCAUUGUAGGACAAGACAUAUCAAAUACAAUCACCAAAAUAAUAAAUUAAUGUAAAAAUUAAAAUAAACAAUAACUAAAUUCAAAUUGAUAUUUCACAGGCAAAUCGUAUCGGCAUUAAAUACGUUGUUGACACCAAAUUGUAAUGUUUCGUAGAUUAAAAAUAAAAUAACAUGGGUGUUUACCUAUAAGAGAAUGUAUCAUUUAGGUCACACUAGAAACCUGUGAUAUAACCUAUAAACUCACGUAUGCAUGACUGUAUGUUUGUCUAUCUUCAGUGUGUUGUGAGAGCGCAGCGUAUGCCAUGAAACCAAAUAAUAUAUUUAAACAGUAUUGUCAGUACUCCGAGUGUAAGGUUCGCAUUUCACUACCGUUUUCUUCAAAUGGGAAUGAUAAAUCUUAUAACCGCCAACGCUCCGCCACCGGCAUAUAAAAUGAAACAUGUUUUCUCCCAAACGUUUUUAAUUUUAUUUCCUUUGAAAUGUAAAACUUACACCCGGGGCUCGUGUUGUAACCAAAAAUUGUGAAUUAUGUUUGUAUAAUGUAUCGUCUUCAUAUGAUGGGAUAUUACCAAUGUGAAAGUUUUGUGAGUCAAAAAAAUGCGACUGCGUCGCUUUGAGUUGCGACGAUCUUAUUGUAUAACAAUAUCUUUAAUUGUCUUCUGCCAAAACAAAAGAGUAAUCGAAUGUGUCAUGUAAAUAGAACUACCAUUAUUUAUUAAUACAAUAAUUUAAAAAGAA